AUGAAUCAAUUGCCCCCCAUCGACACGCACUCCCACCGAAACCAGCGCGUUAGUCCAGCCCCGUCCCUCGAUCUUAAUGGCAUGCAAUUUGGAGCAAAGAGACGGGACAAUGAGAAGACAGCAUAUCCCUCCCCAGCUGCGCCUCAGCGGCCGGCUUUCAGGAGGCAUCACUCAACGCCCACUCGAUUCCUCUUGAAAAGCACCGAGAAGUACUCCCUGCUUCACGGCAUCCUAGAAGAUGACGAGUCAAGGCGCAUAUUCUAUUUCAUGAUCCUGAACUUGUGCUUUAUGGUGGUCCAGUCGACGUAUGGCAUUUUGACAGGGUCAUUGGGCUUGAUCAGCGACAGUAUACACAUGUUCUUCGAUUGUGUGGCGCUCUUGGUCGGUGUUUGUGCUGCAGUCAUGAGCAAGUGGCCUCCGAGCCUGAAGUUCCCAUAUGGGUACGGAAAGAUCGACACCUUGGCUGGACUAGGGAACGGCAUUUUCUUGAUGCUCAUUAGCAUUGAGAUUGUCUAUGAAGCUGUUGAGCGGCUCUUCUCCGGAGCCGAUGUCAGUCGAACGACUGAGCUACUUGUGGUCAGCACCCUGGGACUGUUGGUCAAUCUGGUAGGCAUCUUUGCCUUCCAUGGAGCCCACGACCACGGACAUGGACAUGGGCACAGCCAUAGCCACGGCCAUUCCGAUCACGAUCAUGCCCAUGAGCACGACCAUGACCAUGGUCACAAGCAUGUCCAUAACCACCACGAAGAACCACCAACCCCAAUGACCGCGUCGGCCUCUCCCAUGAAACACAAGACUGGCGUGGCAAGCGACCCCCACCACCACCACCACCCUGGCGGGGAAAACAUGCAAGGUAUCUACCUGCACAUCAUGGCCGACGCUCUCGGAUCUCUCGCCGUUGUCGGGUCGACCCUCCUUGUCCGCUGGACUGGCUGGAGUGGCUUCGACCCACUAGCCUCGUGCAUUAUCGCCGUCCUCAUAUUUGCAUCUACAAUCCCUCUCGUCACCUCGACGACGAAGAUCCUUCUCUUAUCGCUCAAUUCCGACAUCGAGUAUAACCUCCGUGGCAUCCUAAGCGGAGUCGCCGAGAUCCGCGGCGUAGUCGGCUACACCGUCCCCAAGUUCUGGCUCGAAGACAUGAAGAAAGAGCCAGGCCACCAUCACGGCCAUGACCAUGGACAUUCGCACACCCACACUCGCAAAUCGAGUGAAGGCAAGAAAUGCGACCAUGACCACAACCACGCCCACCACCAUGACCACGAACAGCCAGCCGAUGAUCCCACAGUGCUCGGUGUAAUUCACGUCAUUGCCUCGCAGACGGCAGAUCUAGAAGACGUACGGGAGCGCGUGGACCUGUAUCUCCGACAGAGGAAGAUGGACGUCGUGAUCCAGGUCGAAAGGGACGGCGAAUUGCGAUGUUGGUGUGGCGGCGGCGGCGGCAUCAAGAGCCCCACUACAAUCUAA
Messenger RNA from Cladophialophora carrionii CBS 160.54, 1464 nucleotides. RefSeq lists its product as uncharacterized. The coding region runs from base 1 to 1464 and encodes 487 amino acids. NCBI's taxonomy places the organism in Eukaryota, Fungi, Ascomycota, Eurotiomycetes, Chaetothyriales, Herpotrichiellaceae. Gene Ontology annotation, cellular component: Golgi apparatus; membrane. The record is from RefSeq and is a predicted model, not a curated record. The transcript has a single exon. Gene Ontology annotation, biological process: zinc ion transport; intracellular zinc ion homeostasis; transmembrane transport. Gene Ontology annotation, molecular function: zinc ion transmembrane transporter activity.